AAUAAACUUCUGACUUGUGACUUGUGAAUGCUGGUAUAAAAGUUAAUUAAAGAAAUUAAAUAGUCAUAUAAGGACGUUUUCCCAUUUAUUUAUUUCUAGAAGAAUAGUUUUAUUUGCAAAAAUAAAUGUUAUUUUAAGAAAAAUCUAGCACUAAUAAAUUUUGUCUGUGAAAAAUAGAGAAAAGGCUUGCAAGUCUGACAUUUUGAAAUGGACGUUUUUUUAAUGAUAAGGCGGCAAAAAACUACAAUUUUUACAGAUGCCAAAGAAAAUACUACUGUGAGUGAACUUAAAAGAAUGAUUGAAGGAAUUCUAAAGGUAAAACCGUCAGAUCAGAUAUUAUAUAAUAAGGAUAAUAUACCAAUGGAAGAUGAGCAAACUCUGCUAUACUAUGGUAUAACAAUGUCAACAGCAAAAGCUCAAGCACCGGCUCAACUUGGAUUAGCUAUACGAUUGAAUAACGUUGCAACACCUGAAUUUGAAUGCCUUGAAAUUACUCCAUAUUCUUCACCGCCUGAUUUGCCUGAUGUAAUGAAGAAUCAGGAAGCCGCAAAUGGGCAAGAGCAAAUUGCUUAAAAUAAAAGAAAUAUUUGAAAGAAAUUAAAAAAUUUUCAUGAACAGAGCGACAAAUAUUUUGAUUUCAGCAUCUUGGGAUUCAAAUUGUUGAUUUUUUUUAUCCAUGAUAAUUUAGUUGCAAGAAAAUAUGUUAAUUCUAUUAGAAAUUCAAAAUUAGAGUUUAAAAACAAAAAUUAGGAAAACAAAUAUGGGAUUGAACACAUUCUUUUGUUAAAUUUUUCAAUAAAUUCAUAAUAUGUACAUUUUUUUAGAAAAUUUUUUUAAUGAGUAGUUUUUGAUAAUGUUUUAUGUCGUCCAUAAAUUUUGUAUUGGCUUUAGGAUGUAAUUUUGAUUUUUUAUAGCUUUAAAACGCGGAUUUUCGUCGGCGUCAGCUUCUGAAAAUUUAAAAAAAAAUCUUGUUUGAUACAUCAUCAGGCUGUGUACUAAAAAUCAUUCAUGUGCAUCCUAAAACCGUCUUUUUUAUGUUUUUAAUGACGGCAAAUAAAUCAUUUUACAAAUGCUCAUUACCGAUUUAAUUUAAUUGUAAGACUUCCGGCAUUUAUAAAUAAUAAAAACUUUAAAUUAAAAUUUUUGUGAAUAGCGGUGCCUAGGUACACACUUAAACUUUUUAAUUAAAAACCAUUUGUAUGGCUAGCAUA
This is a messenger RNA of Condylostylus longicornis, 1211 nucleotides long. RefSeq names its product elongin-B (gene EloB). The record is from RefSeq and is a predicted model, not a curated record. Lineage: Eukaryota; Metazoa; Arthropoda; Insecta; Diptera; Dolichopodidae. Gene Ontology annotation, molecular function: protein binding. Bases 208 to 573 code for a protein of 121 amino acids. The transcript is spliced from 4 exons. Gene Ontology annotation, cellular component: VCB complex; elongin complex. Gene Ontology annotation, biological process: transcription elongation by RNA polymerase II.